Molecule: messenger RNA, 339 nt
Organism: Neltuma alba
Lineage: Eukaryota; Viridiplantae; Streptophyta; Magnoliopsida; Fabales; Fabaceae
Exons: 3
Coding region: 1-339 (112 amino acids)
Biological process (GO): regulation of DNA-templated transcription
Cellular component (GO): nucleus
Source: RefSeq, a predicted model, not a curated record
AUGAGAUGUGAAAAUAAUAGGAAAGUGCAGGAGAAGGAGCAAGCACGGAAAGUUGAAUUUGCCUCUGGGGGAGCACAACCAAUAAUUAUAACUGGUGCUCUAAGGAUUAGUGUACCCGUUGCAGGUUUCUCUCUUCUCUCUACACGUGGCUUGCCUUUGAUGCCUCCUACUGUUGAGGCCGCUAAUCGUGAUGGUAGACUGAACAAAAAAUCAAAAUGGGACAAGGUGGAUGGUGAUCGUAAAAAUCCUCUGCCCUUUGUGGGGCAGCAUUCUGUGUCUACUGGCGGGGUUCAUGCUGCAAUUUUAUCUGCUGCUGGUGGAUACUAUGACAAUUGUUGA